This is a messenger RNA of Tarenaya hassleriana, 1664 nucleotides long. RefSeq names its product probable membrane-associated kinase regulator 2. The transcript has 2 exons. The coding region runs from base 170 to 1486 and encodes 438 amino acids. Gene Ontology annotation, cellular component: plasma membrane. NCBI's taxonomy places the organism in Eukaryota, Viridiplantae, Streptophyta, Magnoliopsida, Brassicales, Cleomaceae. The record is from RefSeq and is a predicted model, not a curated record.
ACGACACUCUUCAUCGGUAACCCAAUCUCUCUCUCUCCUCUCUCUCUCCUCUCUCUCUCUCUCUCUCUCUCUCUCUCUCUCUCUAACAGAAACGCAAACGGAGACCUUGAAAUAUUCCAUUUUCAAAGAAGCGUUUCGUUUGAAGGUGAGUAUUCUGGCUCUACCGACCAUGGAAGCUUUCACACUCCUCAACUACUGGAAAGGCGCCGGCGCCGGCCCCGUUGGUGGUGAUGGAGCCGUCACUUUCAUGCCGGAUUCUAGCAUCCGGUCCCCCGCCGGGACCACCACCAUUAUCACCUCCAUAUCUGAUACCGACGCUGAGGACGACGCUGAUGGCGACGAUGCCGACGAUGAGGGACCGUUCUUCGACCUCGAGUUCGCUGUUCCAGUGGAGGAUGAGGAUGGCGAAGUCAACCACGAGGUUUCCGAGGAGGAGGAGCCGAGGGGCGGCGGAGACGCCGACGGAGGAAUAGGAGAGGAUUUCGGUGGUACGGACGGCGGCGAGGAGAUCAAGUUCACGCUCUCCUCGUGUUCUGGCGGCGAGGGCCGAGCAGCGGAUACGAACCUCGAGUUCUCUCCCUCAGACGAUGUGUUUUACAAGGGACGUCUCGUGGCGGUCGAACCGCCGUCCACCUCCACUGAGCAGAACGCCGCCGCCAAGGCUCCGGUGGCGCAGUUGUCAGCGUCGCUCCUGAAAUCCGCCACGAAAUUUCGCGUGUUCGUGCUGGGAUUGAAGAAAUUCAAACCAAGCAAUGCGAACACUGAGAAAUCGGAAGCUAAUUCCGGAUCUGAUGACGGUGACGGCGAAGGCGACAAACAGCAAUCUCCUCCGGCUCCGCAACAAAAAAAUACGCUCGCGGUGAAAUUGAAAGUAGAGGAGGUUCCGAUGAUCUCUCUCGUCACCAGAGACAAAAACUCCAGAAACUCAUCGUCCUCGUCUUCUUCUACUUCUUCGUCAUCCUCCUCGAAGAAGCAAAACGGCAACGAAUCUGCGAUUUCCGACGAGAAACGUUUCGUCAUGAUGCAGAAGUACAUGAAGAAGGUUAAACCUCUUUACAUCCGCGUUUCUCGUCGGUACAGCGAGAAGCUGAGAUUCUCCGGGCAGCUAAGCUUCGGAUCGGGAGCUCCGGUGAAAUCUACGGCGGAGAAAACGGAAGCUCCGGCGAAGAGCCAGAAGCCGCUGGGGAGCAUCAACAUCAACAUUCCGGCGGGACUUAAAGUAGUGAAGAAGCACCUCGGGAAGAGCCGGUCAUCUUCAUCGGCAACUCCACCAACGACGACCGAGGCGGGGGAGGGGACGGCGACAGCGACAGCGACAGCGACGGCCGGGGAGAAAUCGGGGAGGCGCGACGACUCGCUGCUGCAGCAACAGGAUGGAAUCCAAAGCGCCAUUUUACACUGCAAGAGAUCAUUCAACUCCUCUCGAGACGGAGGUUCUUCAGUGUUACCAAGAUCGGUGAGCGAUCCUUCCUCCUACGACAAAUGAACGAGAUCGAUCAACCCAAAUAAAAGGAGAGAACAAAAUCGCGAAGAAUGGGUAUGGUUUUUGUCAUUGUAAAUUUGUUCAUUUUGCUGCUGCGUUUGUUUUUAUAUAUGGCAAGUCGGUCAGUCUGAAACGUAUAUGUAGGAGUAAGUGAGAAAUGAAGGGGAUUUUGGUUUGGUCA